Plodia interpunctella (Indianmeal moth) is the source of this 6740-nucleotide messenger RNA. RefSeq names its product Src oncogene at 42A (gene Src42A). The transcript is spliced from 8 exons. The coding region runs from base 240 to 2990 and encodes 916 amino acids. Gene Ontology annotation, cellular component: extrinsic component of cytoplasmic side of plasma membrane. Gene Ontology annotation, molecular function: ATP binding; signaling receptor binding; non-membrane spanning protein tyrosine kinase activity. The record is from RefSeq and is a predicted model, not a curated record. Gene Ontology annotation, biological process: protein phosphorylation; cell surface receptor protein tyrosine kinase signaling pathway; innate immune response. Lineage: Eukaryota; Metazoa; Arthropoda; Insecta; Lepidoptera; Pyralidae.
UCUCUCGCGACCUCCGCCGGACGCGCACGCACGCAGCGCUCCGCAUAACCUUUACCGCGCCGCGCUCGCGCUAUGCCGUCGACUCUACAACAAACUUUUGUGUUCGUUUACUUUUUUCGUUUUCCAUGUGUAGGACGAAGAACGGAAAUGCGCUAGUGAUUUGAUUUAGUGAAUUUUAUUUGUUUGUACUAUUUUACUUAAAAAUCGUUUUGUACAAUAGCUCUAGCUAACACGUAUCGAUGAUGGUAUCUGAAGGGGCUCUGCCCGUGGUUUGGUGUGUACGCGAUAAUCAACUUGUGCCUCAUCAAGUUUCCGGUGUUAAGUUACAAGGAGCAGUAACUGGAGCCCACAUAGCUGCCGUUACAGACUUUUUGCGUAUGGUUGCCGGCACUCCUAUUGUUUUACCGCAUACAGCAGUUCCUGAAAAUGUCGAUAACGAUUUCAAUCAGGAGAAAGAAAAUACAGAGAAAGAAACAAGACGGCGAAAAAUGUCAAUGCAAGUGGAAGUACCUUGUGUUUUCCUUACAGAAAGUGCACUACAAAAGGCGAAAAGCCGAAGCAAUUCUUUAGAUGAAAAGGUAUUUUUUAAUGAUUGUAAUUCACCGUCAUCAACCAAAAGAUAUUUAGAAUUAGGUAAAUCGAAGUCAUUAGAAAUGAAAACGCCUGACGACUGCAUUUCAAGCGGCGACAACGAUUGUGUGAAGUCUUUUACACAACGAAUAACAAGAAUAAUAGAAGUAGAUGAUAUUAACCCUAAUAUAGUAAAUACAGAACCAGAAAAAGAACCACUACAAAGAAUAACUAGGAUAAUCGAGUUCGAAGAUAAUAAGCCGCCAUCACCAGUGUCUCCAGAAAGAGAAACUGAAAUAACACAAAGAAUCACAAGAAUUAUUGAACUAAAUGAUGACAACUCCUUCACCACCAUUACGAACAAUAACGAAAUUGAUAAAGAUUGUACACAAAGAUUAAGUAGAAUAAUGGAAUUGGAAAAAGAAAGCAGUUUUCCUAGUAUGACCAAAAUUAUAGAAAUGGAAAAUGAAAUAUCAAAUGAAAGAAGAAUUUCUCUAACUAAUGAGCGAGAAACUGGUGGCGGAAUGUCCGAUUAUCCCGAAGAAAUUGUUGUAAGAUCUAAUAGGCUAUUACACAGAAGUACCCCUAGAAUUAGUGUUGAUUCUUCUUGCUCCGAAAACUCUUACGUAAAUAUAGACUGUUUCAAGAGUUUGCAGGAUGUAAGGAAAGAAGAAAUCGCUGAUGGUGGUGUAAGUCCCGAGCCAUCACCGGCUUGCAAAUCUGUACGAUCCAGAUUUCCAAAAAAAAAGACUUCAGUAUGUUCGAUGGGCUCCUCGGACUAUGAUGAUGAGGUCGAUGUUAUUUUCAAAUCCAAGCCCAAGUCUAGUCAGUGGUUGAGUCUCGAUUGGAUACCACCACCAUCCAAAGAAGAGCCAGUGAUGUCGCAUGUCUGUGAUAAAAAUGACUUUAUAUCGAAAUGGAUUGCAGAACAAAAUUCUCAAGAUUCGGGUAUCAUAGCCGAUGAAAGACGUAGAAGUCUUCCACCAAAGUCGAAUGAAGUAUACCUUCAAAAUAUGAGAAGAUUUAGUGAUGGUUUGCAGAUAUGUAAAGAAGAUGCCGCUAGUGAUUCACCGGCUACAGUAAAAUGGAAAUGGCAGGACAUUGUAAAGCGACAUCUCCAGCUACUGAAAAGUGAUAAAGGUUUCAGACGGCAAAGAGGAAGCUGGAUAAGAACGGCUCGUCGUCUGUCGUCCUCCAAUGUUAAUAACAAAGGCUCCGAAGCCUUACUUCUUGAUACCUACUUGAAAUUAAACUCUAUGCCAUGGUAUUUCCGCAAAAUAAAACGAAUCGAAGCGGAGAAGAAGUUGCUUCUACCGGAAAACGAGCAUGGCGCUUUUCUCAUUCGAGAUUCUGAGAGCCGGCACAACGACUUCUCGCUUUCAGUGCGAGAUGGCGAUACGGUGAAGCACUACCGGAUCAGGCAGUUGGACGAAGGCGGUUUCUUCAUCGCGAGACGCACCACCUUCAGAACGCUCCAAGAGCUUGUGGAACACUACAGCAAGGACGCCGAUGGACUCUGCGUCUCACUCAGCAAACCUUGUGUACAGGUGGAAAAGCCAGUGACAGAAGGUCUCUCACACAGAACGCGCGAUCAGUGGGAGAUUGACCGUUCAUCACUUAAGUUCGUGAGGAAACUGGGACAUGGGCAGUUCGGCGAAGUCUGGGAGGGCCAGUGGAACAACACCACCCCUGUGGCCAUCAAAACCCUCAAAUCUGGCACUAUGGAUCCGAAGGACUUCCUCGCCGAGGCACAGAUAAUGAAGAAGCUGCGUCACAAUAAACUCAUCCAGUUGUAUGCUGUCUGUACGCUUGAGGAACCGAUCUAUAUCAUAACUGAAUUAAUGAAGAAUGGCUCUCUGCUUGAUUACUUGCAAGGCAAGGGUCGCGGGUUGAAGCUGCAGCAGCUGAUCGACAUGGCGGCGCAGAUAGCGAGCGGGAUGGCGUACCUCGAGUCUCAGAACUACAUCCACCGCGACCUGGCGGCCAGGAACGUGCUCGUGGCAGAGUCCAACAUCGUCAAGAUUGCUGACUUCGGCCUCGCGAGGCUUAUCAAGGAAGACGAAUACGAGGCGCGCGUAGGUGCGCGGUUCCCGAUCAAGUGGACGGCGCCGGAGGCCGCCAACUACAGCAAGUUCUCCAUCAAGUCCGACGUCUGGUCCUUCGGCAUCCUGCUCACUGAGCUCGUCACAUAUGGACGAAUACCGUAUCCGGGAAUGACGAACGCGGAGGUCCUUCAUCAAGUGGAGCACGGUUACCGGAUGCCGUGUCCGCAGAACUGCCCGGCGCCGCUGUACGAGAUCAUGCUGGAGUGCUGGCACAAGGACCCGCUGAAGCGGCCCACGUUCGAGACGCUGCAGUGGAAGCUGGAGGACUUCUUCACCAUGGACAACUCUGAGUACAAGGAGGCCUCCGCCUACUGAGCCCGGCCCUCCCUGCCGCCCCACCGACACGCCAUCACGCAUCAUCCGCCAGGGCUGUACCACAUGCCGCCGGAGCUGCUGCUGCACGGCAGCGCGUCCAUGCAGCACCUGCAGCUGCACGCGGCCGGGGCGCUGCCGCACGCGGGCAGCCUGGCGCAGCUGCCGCGCCGGCCGCCGUGCCACCAUCACCGCCACCACCGCGCGCCCUGAGCUGUCCACAGACCACACAGUCCGACCCCCGCUACAUCGCGCCACUGCCACUUUGUGAUAUCGACGCCUAUACUGUAAUAUGCUGUGGGUAAGGAUCGAUUUUGAUGUCUUGGGUCGCGGUCUAAUUGCUCCGUCGUCCUCCGUUUUUUUUACAUAGGUUUUGACAUUGAUGUGCGUCGACGUUCGUCAAAACGCCAUACGAUUUCUGCGUUGAUCUGUCGACGGACGUCAACGCAACGGAAGACGACGGAGCGCAACGGAGCAAUAAGGACUGGCCUCGUUUUAUAUUAAUAUUUUGCAAUGUUACAAUCGGAUGAGUUUUUUUUUAUGUUAUGGCAAACGGUAUUUUGCCAACAUUUAAAAAAUCUAAGCGUCAUGCGACUAACUGUAAAGGCAUAGUGACGUCACUAUUUGGAAUCAAAAUGUAUUCUAAAUAUAUUUUAAUCAGAAUCACAAAACGGUAAAUCAAGUACUUAUUAUAUUAUUUACUUUCCAAAUCAAUUUGAAUUCAUGAAUUAAAGUCCCAGAAGAAUAUACAAACGCUAAGACUAGUUUUAUAAAAUGGGAGUAGAAAAUAAUAGCUUUAAAAAUCGAUCCUUAUCACCUAUUUAUAGUAUUAAUAUUAGAAGUGUCGAAUGAAAUGUUUUGUAAAACAAAUCUAGGUCUUUUAAGACUGUUUUGUACCAUCUGUAACUUAGGACCUAGUUUAGGCUGAUAACCUAACUCCUUUCAAAGUGUGUCGUUGACCAUGUUCUUCAACAUUCCCAGUUAACCCUAGCACUGGUUUUUCUUCAUACAUUGGUAAAUUUAGAACAUUUUUCCUAAAAAUACUUUGAUUACUAGAUGUGAUCUUAAAAUAACUAGCGUGCAGAGAGGGCCAAUGCGUUAAGCCCAUCAUGUCAUAUUCGAUCGGGGCAGGUCGCAAGCCUAACAUAAUAAAAAUAUUAAAAAUUGAACAUCUCGUAAGUACUUUACACAAACGAAAAAUCUAUGUGGGUUUGCGGUUUUGCACCGACCAUGUAGACGUAAUUUUAUUACAAUUCGAUCGGUAAUAAGUUUAGUUAGACUGUCUACGAUUUUUCUAAAUAUAUUUAGCGUACCAUAGGUUAACUUUAAAGUUCUACAAGUGUUGAAUAAGCCUCUUAGGUGAGCGUUGAUAUUAAUCGAGAAUGACGUCGUUAGAUGAAGCCGCUUCUGAAGUUCACUGCUUCUUGUUAUUUUCAUGAAUGCAAUAAACUGGACAUAUCAGUACAUAUUAGCUUUGACACGUAUUCGUAAUUUUUUGCGCCCCUACUUUUGUUGCUGCAUUUAUGUCGUACAUAUUUAUAAUAUACAUAAUAUAUUUACUGCGAUUUAAUUUGCAACUGAGCAAUUUACCCGGUUUUAGAAACAAGGUAUUCGAUGGAGUUGACAUUAGAGGCUGUUCCAUAACAAAAAGACAUUGGUUCCGCAUCACAUUGGAGUGCAAGUGGCGCCGUGGGGUAGCAGACUAGCAGUGGCUGGAUCCGUGUGCGGUCGCGCGGAGCGUGAGAGUGCGUGUAAGGAGGAAAUUUAGGCUCGGCAGGGAAAAUAGUCGUGCGAAAUGCACGACUUGCAAGGAUUUAUUUUUAAAGAGGCGAUAUAUUGAUUAGGUAUUUCACCUUCGUAUACCAUGAAAGUAGAUAUUGAUUGGUGAUAGAUGCCAAAUAAUCCUAAUAAAGAACUGAGUUUUAUAUAUAUAUUAACUGUUCUGAGGGUAGUUAGACGUUAGAUUUUUAUUUGUAUAAAUUAAAAUCAAGUAAGCCUUUCUGUAUAUUUAAGAAAGGUCAUAAUAUUUAUUUAGUAAUUUUUAUUUUAUUUUCCUAUCAAUUAGAUAAUUCUUCUGCUCAACAAUGAACCCUCAUUACAUUAUGUUGAAUUUUAUCGUAUGCGAAUUCAAAUUUGAUAUUUUAUUUGUGCCAAGACUUUUAGUUUAAGUGGAAUAUCGCGUUCCCAUGAUAUAAAUCCUAAUACCCAAUAACAUAUACAAACAUAUAUACUCUUACGAUAAAGUAAGACAUAAUAAUUGGCCUAAGUAAAUAAGUAUUUUUGAAUGUGUAGGUUUUGUAUCCUAACAUUUUUAGAGUAAACUAAAUGUAUUUAAUAUUUAUCAAUAACUUCAUUAUGACGACAUCAAAACAUGGUAUUCAAUUGAAUUAAUGCACAUAUCGGAAAUGUUUGAGACAUGUGCAAUAAUAUUUCCAAACCGGUGCUUAUACAUAUAUAAAAAUGGAGAUUCCUUCGUCAUUUAUUGUCGUCCUCAGAACACUUAAGUAAUCGUCGAUGUAAGCUUUUGAUUAUAAUAGUUACAACUACAAAAAAAUUAUCGAUUUGCAGUUGUUUGUUGUCUUGUAAAUCGAUUGUUUCGUCACCUGUAUAUAGAACUGAUGUAGCAUUGAUUAUGGUUAUGGAUGAUAUUAGAAUGUUGGUAUUAAUGAUUGAUUUUUUACGCAAUAAGCUCUACUGACUCAAUGUUCACCGAUUCUUAUCAUUCCAAUUGGAAGAUUGCAAUAAGCAUAGGUACAUAUUGAAUUAUUGUGACAAGUAGAAAAGUUUUUGUACAAUGCUAGGCAAAACAAAAUGCAACUAUAUCGCACAAAUAAUUAUAAACCUAAUCAUAAGGUGCCUAAAUAUUUGCAUUUUUACGUCACAAAAUAUAAAUUUAGUCAGGAAUUGGUUAAGGUAUACUAAUUUGUGGUAAUCUUGACAAUCCAAUAUUUCGGACAAAUUCUCAAUGCACUGUAUUUAAAGCACGAAUUAUGUAUAAAAUGUAUCUCGGUUUAGACAGUUACUCGAUUAUUCCAGAAGAUCGGAAAUGUAUGAUAGAAGGAUUUGUAUACGCUGUAAUUGACCUUCCUCAAUAAUAUUACAAUUUAUUUUUACUCUACAUACUGUGUAUUAUUUUUAUAAUUUAUUGCAUAAAUCUAUCUAAGUUUUAGCUGUAUAAAUUUUAGGCUUUAUGCUUUAUUUCAAUUGCUAAGUAUGCUGUUUAUCUUUUAUGGCAAUAUUAUUCCCUAUCUUAUAAUUAGUUAGCCAAUUUAUAAGUGCUUCUCUUAUUCAUCACAAUAAUAUGAAAAAAUUAAGAUGCGUAGGCUAAUAUGUGAAUGAUGAGUGUUUAGAUAUAACUAGAAUUUAUUUAGUAAUUGUUGCUGUGUUACUCGCCAUUUGUACGUGGAUUACAGUGCUGUACAGCUGUAGUAGGUAUGCUUCGGCGACCGGGAGAUGAAUUCAGAAAUCAAGCUCGACUGAUGUUAGUUGAUACUGUAGUUGCGACGUGGAGUAAGGUGUUAUUACCUCCGAGUAUCAAUAAUCUAUUUUAGUUUCUCUUUCAUCCGAUAUUACAUUGACAUGCAGUGAUCACUCUAUGAAGCUGAAGUUUUUUUGAUCUCUCAAUGCUUCCUGGUCAUAAAACUUGCGUGACAGUGUAGUAUAGGCUAUACGUAUAAUUAUAUCUUCGAUUUAUUAUAUAUUUCACUUAUUUGUAAAGAUUUUUUUAACACAAAUAAAUAUAAAUGUGAAAUA